This is a messenger RNA of Choloepus didactylus (southern two-toed sloth), 1313 nucleotides long. It is a transcript of the gene PRADC1, whose product is annotated as protease associated domain containing 1. The coding region runs from base 114 to 875 and encodes 253 amino acids. The record is from RefSeq and is a predicted model, not a curated record. The transcript has 5 exons. NCBI's taxonomy places the organism in Eukaryota, Metazoa, Chordata, Mammalia, Pilosa, Megalonychidae.
GGCCUGUCGGCGGCCGAAGGUGAUCCCGUAGGGAGCCCACCCCCGCCAGCGCCGGGUCCUCCUGGUCCCGCCCACACGUCAGAGAAGUUGUGGCUAGGUUAAUCCAGACCGAGAUGUGCCGGGGCGGGGCCGGCUGUUGCUGUAUAGAGUUUAAACCAAUCAGCCCUCGGCUCCACUUCUCUCGACCAAUGGGAAGUGGGCAAAGGCGCAGAGGCGGAAAGUGUGACUACACGAGCAGGAUUCAGAGCCAAUCAGUCGUGGGCCUCGUUCCCGUCCGCCAACCAGCGGCGAGAGCGGGCCCGUGGGCGGGAGGCCGGAGCAGCUGUCAGGCUGAAGUCCAGCGAGAGACGCGCAGUGGGGCGCCGGGAGGAAGCACCCAGCCGGGCCUGGCCCUGGAGAUGGUCCCCGGUGCUGCCGGCUGGUGUUGUCUCGUGUUCUGGCUCCCUGCGUGCGUCGCGGCCCACGGUUUACGCAUCCAUGACUAUUUGUACUUCCAAGUGCUGAGUCCUGGAGACAUUCGAUAUAUCUUCACAGCCACCCCAGCCAAGGACUUCGGUGGGAUCUUUCACACGAGGUAUGAGCAGAUCCACCUUGUCCCUGCUGAACCCCCAGAGGCCUGUGGGGAACUCAGCAACGGUUUCUUCAUCCAGAACCAGAUCGCUCUGGUGGAAAGGGGCUUCUACGUGGAGAUGAUCCAGGACAGCACCCAGCGCACGGCUGACAUCCCUGCCCUCUUCCUGCUCGGCCGAGAUGGCUACAUGAUUCGCCGCUCCUUGGAACAGCAUGGGCUGCCAUGGGCCGUCAUUUCCAUACCAGUCAAUGUCACCAGCAUCCCCACCUUUGAGCUGCUGCAACCGCCCUGGACCUUCUGGUAGAAGAGUUGGUCCCACAUUCCAGCCAUAAGCAACUCUGCCCUGGGAAGGGGCAACCCAGGAAUUCUGCUGUUUGGGAGUUGGGGAGAGCAUCUGGGGAUGGGGUGGGGGGAGGGCUGCAGAUAGAGGGGAAAGGGAAGCCACCCAAUUGGCCUUCCCUCCCCCAGGGCCCCAAGGGUACCUCAUGCUAUGAGAAGAGGGAAGAGCCAGGCCCCAGGGCACCUGGCUAGUAUCUAGAAAAGGGGUCAAAGGCAGGUGGCCUGAGAGUCAUCUGUGACCUGUCACAUCCCCCCUGGCUCCAGCCUCCCUUACCAAGGGUCUUCCCACAUUGCCCUUCACAGCUUCUCCACCGGCAGUUGCUGGAGGGGCCUAAAGAGCUAGCGUUUGGAGACUCAAUAAAUCCUUACUGACUUUUCAGCAAUAAAGCUACUCAUCAGGGUU